Malaclemys terrapin pileata is the source of this 4630-nucleotide messenger RNA. It is a transcript of the gene PPP2R5C, whose product is annotated as protein phosphatase 2 regulatory subunit B'gamma. The coding region runs from base 127 to 1860 and encodes 577 amino acids. NCBI's taxonomy places the organism in Eukaryota, Metazoa, Chordata, Testudines, Emydidae. Gene Ontology annotation, molecular function: protein phosphatase activator activity. The record is from RefSeq and is a predicted model, not a curated record. Gene Ontology annotation, biological process: protein dephosphorylation; signal transduction. Gene Ontology annotation, cellular component: protein phosphatase type 2A complex; nucleus; cytosol. The transcript is spliced from 16 exons.
GCUGGGAGCCGGAGAAGGGGAAGAGCCUGAGUGGGGCGGGGGAGUCGCAGCGAGGACUCCGAGCGGGGACCCCAGGAGGCUGCGCCGCGCCGCGCCGCUCCGGCCCGGCCGCCCAACCGACCGGCCAUGCCGAAUAAAAACAAGAAGGAGAAGGAACCUGCAAAAUUGGGCAAAAGUGGAAAAAGUGGUAAAGAUGGACAAGAUAACCAAGAACAUGAGGUGUCAAACAAAAAAACAAACAGCGCUCCUCCCCCAGCACAAUUAUCUAAAAUCAAAGUACCUGCUCCACAGACUGUACUGAAGAAGGAAAAACGGCAGAGUUCUUCAAGGUUUAAUGUUAGCAAUAACAGAGAACUACAAAAACUGCCAGCUUUAAAAGAUGUUCCUCCUGCUGAGCAAGAAAAGCUUUUUAUUCAGAAGUUGCGACAAUGUUGUGUUCUUUUUGACUUCGUUUCUGAUCCACUGAGUGACCUAAAGUGGAAGGAAGUAAAGCGAGCUGCUUUAAGUGAAAUGGUAGAGUACAUCACACACAAUCGCAAUGUGAUCACAGAGCCCAUUUACCCUGAAGUAGUGCAUAUGUUUGCAGUUAACAUGUUUCGAACAUUACCACCAUCUUCUAAUCCAACGGGGGCAGAAUUUGAUCCAGAGGAAGAUGAACCAACUCUAGAAGCUGCCUGGCCUCACCUACAGCUUGUUUAUGAAUUUUUCUUAAGAUUUUUAGAAUCUCCAGAUUUCCAACCUAAUGUAGCUAAGAAAUAUAUUGAUCAGAAGUUUGUAUUGCAGCUUUUAGAACUCUUUGACAGUGAAGAUCCUCGGGAAAGAGAUUUUCUUAAAACUACUCUUCACAGAAUAUAUGGGAAAUUCUUAGGCCUAAGAGCUUACAUCAGGAAACAAAUUAAUAAUAUAUUUUAUAGGUUUAUUUAUGAAACAGAACAUCAUAAUGGCAUAGCAGAAUUACUGGAAAUAUUGGGCAGUAUAAUUAAUGGAUUUGCCUUACCAUUAAAAGAAGAGCACAAAAUUUUCUUAUUGAAGGUGUUAUUACCUUUGCACAAAGUGAAAUCGCUCAGUGUCUACCACCCACAGUUGGCAUACUGUGUAGUUCAGUUUUUAGAAAAGGACAGCACGCUUACUGAACCAGUGGUGAUGGCACUGCUCAAAUACUGGCCAAAGACUCACAGUCCAAAAGAAGUCAUGUUUUUAAAUGAACUAGAGGAAAUUUUAGAUGUCAUUGAACCAUCUGAAUUUGUAAAGGUUAUGGAGCCUCUUUUCAGACAGCUAGCCAAAUGUGUGUCCAGUCCACACUUCCAGGUGGCAGAACGAGCACUAUACUACUGGAAUAAUGAGUACAUUAUGAGUUUAAUCAGUGACAAUGCAGCAAAGAUUUUGCCCAUCAUGUUUCCAUCAUUGUACCGAAAUUCAAAGACACAUUGGAACAAGACAAUACAUGGCUUGAUAUACAAUGCUCUGAAACUCUUCAUGGAGAUGAACCAAAAAUUGUUUGACGACUGCACACAACAAUUUAAAGCAGAAAAACUGAAAGAGAAGCUAAAAUCGAAGGAAAGAGAAGAAGCAUGGGUUAAAAUAGAAAAUCUAGCCAAAUCAAAUCCCCAGUACCCAACAUAUAGUGACACCAGUGUGCUGAACAGUCCUGUUGCAAUGGAAACAGAUGGGCCUUUAAUUGAAGAUUUACAGAUGCUGAAAAAGACAGUGAAAGAGGAGGCGUGUCAGGCACAGAGAGAUCAGAAAAAGGAUCGUCCUCUUAUGCGACGCAAGUCAGAACUGCCUCAGGAUAUCUACACCAUGAAAGCCUUGGAAUCCCAUUGCAGAGCUGAUGAGCUAAUAUCACACGAUGGGCAUUAGACUAUUACAGUGAAAUAUUAUUUUGGAGGAAAACUUUUCUGGACUUGGUUCUACAGUAGAGAACUUACUUUUUUGUGCCAUACCAAUCAGUUACACAAAAGUCAAAGCUUUCUUCAACCCAGUUCUGUAGGCAAUAACUUAAUACAGUAUGCAGCUCAAGAUUAGCAGUUCAAACAAUGGUAAAUUACUUGAUUCCAUACGCAGAACCAUGGGUUGACUAGUAUUAGGUGGCCACGUUUUUCUGGUGGUGUUGUCAAAGUACCAGUUGGUAACAUGCAUAGUUUUAUAGUAGUACUUGAGAAUAACAUUCUGUAAGUUAUUUCCACCAAAAUUGCAGUCAUUUGAAUGACUGAUAGUUGGUACUAUGAUAACACUGUUUUCAAAAGCAAAAUUCUUUCGGAUUUAAGUAUUACAUGUUUUUCUAAGACUUCUCAACUUUGAAAUUGUUUCCACAUUACUAUUGUCUUGUAAUAUACCAGCAGUUUUGAAAAUAUACAGUUCUUUACUUUCCUAUUAUAAAACACAGCUUACAAAAUGGUAACUUCAUGACAAUCUUCAAUCAUGGUUGCUUUCUAAGAGUUCUGUAAAUUGUUCCUUUACUUAGGAUAAAGACAUAUAUAUACCAUGUCCUAGUACUUUACAUGUAUUUAAAGCCAUAUUUUCCAGUCUUUAGUAUGUAAUACAGCACCAGUAUUCCAAAAGUCAAUUGGUAGAAGAAUUUGUUUCCUAAAAUGAAAAUUUAUCUACCUUGACUGGGAAUAAAUUGAAUAUAAAAAUAUUUAUAUUUUGAUUUUCAUUCCUUGUUUUCAGUUUAGUAAAACACUGUUUCUCCCUUAUCUGAGCUUUUAAUACUCAGCAUUUUUUCUUGGGCUCUAAGAGUUCAAUAUUCUGUGGCAGAUACCAUGAUGUCAUUUAAGUUGCAUUAGUCUUCUCAGACAGACAAACAUUGUUGCCUUUCAGUGAAACACAACACCAAUAGCUUGUAUUAUAAAGUAAAAACAGGUAAAAGAUGUGAGUUUAAGAGCUGAUAAAUCAACAGUGACCGUAGUUUUACGUGAAUAUAUUUUUGUGUGUUGUAAAGAGCACAUAUAUUACAAAUACACCUCACAGGUAAAAUGAAAAUGCAUCUGAGUUGCUGAUGAUCUUCAAAUGCUGCUAUAUAUUCCACGAGAUUACUUGCAUGUAAUGAGCUUUUUGUUGUAGAUGGAAAAGCACGGGAGGAAAAUCUCUUUAAACAUAUAGUGCUUUGUCUUCAAUAUUUGAUUUCUCUCAGGGUGGCCAGUAUUUUGACUUACUUAUCCUGCUUAAGAGCUGUUUGAGAUGUGUUCUGCUAUUCUAAAUGGGUGACUAGUUUCUUUUGUCUCUGGCAGUAACAUAAUAUAACUUUAAUGUUUAAUGUCUUGAUGCAUAAACAGAUAAAAAUGUGGCUUCUUUAAAAAUAGUUUUUUAUUUUUUAAAAAAAAGAGGUCUCCUGCAUCCAUAAAAAUAUUGUGCAAAGCAGACAUUCAUUGUAACAUUGUGCAGAUGUAGUGCCUGCUGUCUGUUGGUUGCAUUGAAAAUACAAUGUCCAAUAUUUAUUACAUUGUCUGUUGGAAAAAGUCAUUUUAGUGGGUGGGAAUUAUUGCUUAAAAAAAAAAACUAAAUUGAAAGACCACCUAAAGCUUCAAGUGGAAAAGUCCACUGUGUGUGAAAACACUUCCUGUUAAACUUGAAAGAGAAUAUGCUUUACCAUUAUGAUAAACUAUAUUAAAACCGUUUAAAGAUGCCUUCUCCUUUUGAGGGAAAAAGGGUGCUUUUUUUAAUUGUAUAAAGCAAUGUCUAUGUAUUUUGAUAUACCAUUGUUUGAACUUCCAUCUUUAGCUGGUAAAUUAUCAAAUAAUUUGAUUUUGGGUGUUCAAUAUGUUUGUGCAAGAGGUUUCUGGAAAGAAGUACUCUUAUUUUACCCUAGGAAAAAAACUUGUAUAUCAAUGUUUGAUUGUGUAACGCUCAACAUAUAAGAACAUCUUUUACUGUCUAGAUUUAUUUCUGUUCUUUACUGAAGAUAAACAUUCACCAAAAAAAAGGGGAGGGGAUACAAUUUUUUUUUUUUUAAUUAAAGUUUGUCAGAAAUUCACAUUUGAGGUUUUGGGCCAUAGAACAUUUGCCUAGACAGUAUUCCAAAAAUUAUCAGCACUGAUUGUUUGGCUUGUUUGUUACCAUCAUUUAUAUAUUUUGUAUAGUCAUGUACUAAACUACUCUAAAACUACUACAUCCAAAAUAAAAAGUAAAAAUAAAGUAGAAUUUUGGUGGCUGUUCUUCUUCAUAAAGUUCUGUGUUUGACACCUUUCCAUGUUCUCAAAAAUUACAUCUGUACAUCAGAAAUGUCAAAAGUAAUAUUACAAGUGUCUUUUUAGUGUGGCUUUAGUAUGGCUUUAUUUUAAUAUUGUACAUACAUUGUACUUUGUUUUAUGGUAAUAAGUAAUAAAAAUGUAGACUUCAUAUUUUGUACAGAAUGGUCCUAUGUACAGAAUAAAAAGUUCCUAGAAACAGCAAAAAUAGGUAAGUGGCACAAUUAUUUUUCAUUAGACAAUAUCUGUAACUUUGUUUUAGUAGAAUGUUAAGUUCAAAUGUACCUACAUAUUUUUUAACAGUUUGUAAUUCAGAUUUUGUUCUGACCUUGUUUAUGAAGAACAACCUUCAUACACCUGCCAUUUAUUAUGCUCUUUUAUCUAAUUUUAAAAUUCUAAAAAUGGUGUAUUAUAUGGACUAAAUAAAGAACAUGUGAAUUUUA